Messenger RNA from Thecamonas trahens ATCC 50062, 1004 nucleotides. RefSeq lists its product as uncharacterized. The transcript has a single exon. The coding region runs from base 47 to 841 and encodes 264 amino acids. NCBI's taxonomy places the organism in Eukaryota, Apusomonadida, Apusomonadidae. The record is from RefSeq and is a predicted model, not a curated record.
UGGAGGCGAGUGCCGGUGGCGAGAACGGUUGUAACAAGAGGCUGCGAUGGAAAAGGCACUGCUGACGCCGGACGAUAUUGAGCAUGUCCACCGUGCCUUUGCAGAAGCCGACCCGAGGCAGACAGGGCUCAUCGAUGUGUGGGCAUUUAAGGAUCUUGUGGAGACCAUGCCGUGGGAGCUCUCCGACUAUGACAUGUACGAGCUGCUGGCGUCGGUGGAGAAGGAUGGUCGUGGGCGAAUUGCCUUCCCUGCGGUGCUCAAGGCUGUUGACGACCAUGUGCGCGCCCGGGUUGAAGAGAGCGCAGACUUUGACGCCGCCUGGGCCGCGCUCGGCGGCUCGUUUGUCGACGUCGAGGGCACCCGCCACGCGCCGGCCUCUCUGGAUUCGCCGGCCGCAUUCGAGGCCUUUCUGCCUGCAGACGAUCAGGCGGUGACCGAGGCGGCGGCCCAAGUGGGGAUGCCCACGCCGUCGGCGGCGGCCGUGGCCGGCUCUGGCGACAAGAUUUCUGUGGAUGGCCUGCUGCGCGCAUGUAAGCGGUAUGAUCUCGCCCUCAACGUCUCGGACCUCAUCCAGUUCUCCACCGCACCGGAGCUCUCGUUCGACGAGUUCCGCUCAUUUGUCCUCACGGGCUCGCUCACUGGUAACCGGGCGGGGGUGGGGGCCUCAUCAAAGCGGCCGAAGCGGCUGCGCCGCGGCAACUCUUCGGGCUUCUCGCGCCUCUCGUCGCGCAACCUGCUCACCGCAUCGAAUGCCGGCGAUGCCACAGGCGCUGCUCGAGGAGCUGAAGAGGACAGUGAUGCUGACGGCUUGUCCAGUCUGCGGGUGGUGGUUCCGAGCUAGCCAACAGACCUAUGAGCAAAGGUGUGCUCGCGGGCCGAGGCUGCGUUCAUUGUCACAUGGGAUGAUCCGACCGCGAGGUAAGGGAGGGAGAGAGGGAGAGGGAGAGGGAAAGAGAGCGGAGGGAAUCAGCUCUGCUGGGCGAGGUAGGCCUCGUACUCUGCGG